Pristis pectinata (smalltooth sawfish) is the source of this 5302-nucleotide messenger RNA. RefSeq names its product ANTXR cell adhesion molecule 1c (gene antxr1c). Gene Ontology annotation, molecular function: signaling receptor activity. Gene Ontology annotation, cellular component: membrane. The record is from RefSeq and is a predicted model, not a curated record. Bases 215 to 1882 code for a protein of 555 amino acids. Lineage: Eukaryota; Metazoa; Chordata; Chondrichthyes; Rhinopristiformes; Pristidae. The transcript is spliced from 18 exons.
UGCAGUGGGCUGAGCAAACGUCAGUCUGACCGCAGGGGAAUCUCGGGCUGACGUGCUGCUCCGCAAACGCCAAUUUGCUGGGAAGCAAAAUCAUUCGUUGGAAUUUUGUGGAAAGCAGUAGAAAAGCCCUGGGCUCCGGCGGCGGUGGCUGAGCAUCGACGGAGUGGGGUUAUUUUUGCUGUGUGUGUGGGGGGCUGUAGUUCAUGUGGCGAGAAUGGCGAGGUGUGCGAGCGGCGUCUGCAGAGCGGCGCUGGGCGCGCUGCUGCUCCUCGGCGCCCGCUGCUCCGCGGCUUCUGGCCCGGAGGACAAAGCCGAUGACAACCCGUCCUGUCACGGAGCUUUCGACCUGUACUUUGUCUUGGAUAAAUCUGGAAGUGUUAUGAACCAUUGGAUUGAAAUAUAUUCUUUUGUCGAAGAUCUUGCUGAAAAGUUUUUGAGUCCUCAGCUACGAAUGUCUUUUAUUGUUUUCUCUUCAACGAGUAGAACCUUGAUGAGGCUGACUGCAGAUAGGGAAACUAUACGCAAAGGUCUUCAAAUCCUACGAAAGGAAGUGCCUGGAGGGGAUACAUUCAUGCACGAGGGCUUCAGGAAGGCAACUGAACAGAUUUACUAUGAAAACUACUCAGGGAUUCGAGCUGCUAGUGUCAUUAUUGCAUUGACGGAUGGGGAAUUAGUUGACAACUUGUAUGACCGUGCACAAGCAGAAGCUGAAAGAGCUAGAAGCUUUGGUGCUACAAUUUAUUGUGUUGGUGUGAAAGAUUUCAAUGAAACUCAGUUAGCCAAAAUUGCUGAUAGCAUCGAUCAUGUGUUCCCGGUAACGGGUGGAUUUCAAGCAUUAGGAAGCAUUAUUGAUUCGAUUCUUAAGAAAUCUUGCAUUGAAAUUCUAGCAGUUGAACCAUCAAGUGUCUGUGCAGGAGAAUCUUAUCAGGUUGUGGUAAGAGGCAAUGGAUUUUCCCAUGCACGGAGUGUUGAUCAAGUUCUUUGCAGCUUCAAGAUAAAUAACACAGAGGUGAUAACUGAGAAGCCUCUUGUUGUGGAGGAUAAUUAUUUACUCUGCCCUGCUCCAGUGAUAGAUGAAGUUGGAAUGGUGGUUUACCUGCAAGUGAGCAUGAACCAGGGGUUAACAUUCAUCUCCAGUUCUGUCAGUAUCACCAGUACGCAUUGUUCUGAUGGAACAAUCCUUCUAAUUGCACUAUUAGUUUUGUUCCUUCUGUUGGCAUUGAUCCUGCUGUGGUGGUUUUGGCCAUUAUGCUGCACUGUGGUAAUUAAGGAGCCACCACCUCCCCCAAUCUAUCAGGAUGACUCUGAUGAUGAAUCCAUGGCAAAGAAAAAAUGGCCAACAGUCGAUGCAUCGUACUAUGGAGGAAGAGGAGUGGGUGGCAUUAAAAGGAUGGAGGUGCGCUGGGGUGAUAAGGGUUCAACAGAAGAAGGUGCAAAAUUAGAAAAACCAAAAAAUGCAGUCAUCAAAAUGCCAGAUCGAGAGUUUGAACUGCUGGAUCCAAAGCCUCACAAACCCCGGCCUUACAAACCACCACAACAGAGAAAAUGGUAUACACCAGUUAAGGGAAAAUUGGAUGCCUUGUGGGCUCUUUUUCGCAGAGGGUAUGAUCAAGUAUCUCUGAUGAGGCCACAGCCUGGAGAUAAGGGUCGCUGCAUUAACUUCACCAGAGUAAAAGAAAAUGAAACCCCUUCUCCUUCAUGCAAUACUGCAGCUGCUCACGUGCCACCUCCUUACGACGAAUAUGUUCCCUUAACCCGUGAACCUCCAAGCCCUCCUGCUACAUCAGCCAGGUCAUCUGUGAGGAGCCCACCUCCUGGACCACCACCAUCUCGUGCACCUCCUCCUUCGCGACCUCCCCCUCGCCCUGCAGUAAAAGCCUGACCUCACAAGGAUUUAUGCUGGUAAAAAGAACAUCACUGAGGCAGAAAGACAUGGCUAAAUGGAUGAAUACUACUGGACUUCAAGCCAAAUAUUUAUUAAAUUUAUGGGCUUCUUUGAAAAAGUUAAAUCUGUUGCUGUGCAGCAAGUUUCCAUCUGGAGAACCCUAAUGAGUAAAACAACUCUCUGGAGUUAAAGAUAAUAUUGUGUCUAUUAAUGUGCUCUUCAUUUGAUUGAAUCAGUUAGUUCCUGGACUGUUAUAAAAUUCAUUACAUUUUAUAAUAAGUCCUGUAUUUUAUCUUCUGAAAAUUUUUAUAUGCAAGCAGAAUUUGCAUCAUUUUUGAAAGUUAACAUUGAUUAAAGAUCUAUGUUUUAAAAAAUCACUAACAAAUACUUUAUUAAUUUGAUGUUCAAGUCGGCAUUUUCUUGAAUUCUGUUAGUGACUAUAUUUAUCAUCUGCUGUAAAAUUAUAAAGGCCUUCAAAUUCCCACAGAAACCCACCCCAGAACAUUGGUACAUGGAGAAAUAUUGGAAAAUCUGGAAGAUUCAUCCAGAAUUAUACCUAUUUCUGCACUGUUAUGCCAAUGUUCAAAUAGCAUUCAAAUUUCCAGUCAAUGUUAUUAGCAUAUGGCAAAACAAAAAAAGCCUCUAAAUUAUCGCCAACAAUUUGCGCACAGUCAGCACGUUUAACCACCGCAUCAUUAUGAGCUUUCACACAAGGGAUUGUUUAAGUUCUUCAUAUCUCUGAUUUUAGUUCCAUAGAAAUGUGUUCAAAGAAACAAUAAUAUUUUUUAAAAAGCUCAAGGAAUUGCACAAGAGCUGUGCCGUACAAUUUGGAAGAGACCCUCUGAAUAUGGAGAACUCAAUUGUGAAGUUUUGUAACUAUUAUUAUGUGAAAAGGGAUCAAUAAAUUGUCAUAAAAGGUGGAGUAAUUUGGGGUGUAUUAUGCUUGCACACAUAAUUCAGCUUUGCCCACAUUUCCACAAACCUUCAGGGUGUGCACUGGCUCCACACCUUCAUUACUGAGUUUCUGGGUACAAAUAGGAAAUUCCAGGCCAGAAUAAAGUUAUUUAAUUGGGUGAUAUGAUUACAUUGACUUAAGUGUGUAAAUUUGUGGUCAGUGAGCAUCAGGUAACUUGCCCCUUGUUUACUAUUUAUAUUUAAAGGUAAACAUUCUGAGAAAGUGAAGCCGUGGUGGGUGAGAAGGUUCUCAUACGUAAUUAAUGUAAUAAAAGUCAUAGGUUAGUUGACCAGUAGAAUGGGUCUAAAGUUGCUGGUUGAUGCAAUAUAACAAAGAUUGACCUCGUAACUGAUUAAUUCACCGAACUCUCAACUGCGAUUUCACUUAUACUUGACUUGUUUUGUACAUGGUUAGUGACCCUAAACUGUGCUCUACCUAAACAAUAGUCCUAAUCUAGGGAGUAUUCUUGCCGUCCUUGAAUUUAAAAUGUUGCAGAUGGCUGACGAAGAGAUGUGUGCAGGUUGUGACCCAAGAUUUUCCUUUCUUUAUAUGUAUAAAGUUGAACAUGCUCUUCUUAUAGAAUUUAUUAGCCAGCUACCAAAUAGCAGGAUUGUUCUGUGACAAGAUCUGCAUAACACUUUUAACUGCGGGGAAUAGCUCAUAGAAAGCAUUUAAAAAUUUAAUCGGGGUUUUGGAAAUGCUUAUCUGCUGGAUGUUAAACACUUUAUAGUUAUUUCAAUGUAAAUUCUAAGGGGCCAAAUCCUUUUUUAGACCACAUUCAGUUGUACAAUUCUGAUUAAUUAUUCCCUUCCUUACAAGUUUCGUUAUACUAUUUCUUUCAGGACACAGCUACACUUUGGCAACACAUAACAAUUUCUAUUGUAGUGUUUUAUAAACAGAUGAGAUAUGUGAAUCCCACCCUAGUAAAGAAAAUAUUGUAAGCUUUUGUGCUAAUAGAGAAAAAAAUCAAGUUUUACUGCAGGACAGUCAAAUGUAUUAAUUUACUAAACUGUGGUCUAGGUGUAGGUACUUGAAUCUAAGUAAAGUUGGCCACUAAAUCCUCAAGAUGCUAGAUGCAUGCAGUAGUUAAUAGAGCAAGCAUCACUGAGCUUGAGCAGGACAUGAAUAUUUUGCUUUUACAUUUAGUACAUAGACUUUGUUAAUUCUUUCUUGUUUAAUAAGACUUGUAAUCUUGUUUGACAUUGGUUAUUUCAUGGAACAAUUUGGUGAGCAGGUGAACAGGUUGUGUAGCUAUAAAUUGAAUAACAGCGCUAGAAAGGAAUGCAUUCGUGUUUCAGUGGCAUAAUUGCUCAGUUUAAUAGAAUCAUCACAAAGAAAACAGGGAUUCAUUACUAAUUUGAGAAAUCACUGAGAUAACAUCCAGGUUUGGACAGCUUGUGGAACAUAGAGUGAAGGGAUUAAAAUAUCGUCAACACUAGUAGUGUGUCAUUCAGACCAUUACUUAGUUACAUACAAUUUAAACUCACAAAAAAAUUCUAAAAAUCCACAUUACUUCACAGGAACAUUGUACAAAGAUACAGGGCUCAGGACAAUGUAUGUGUUAUAGCUAGUGGCAUUUUGCCACAUUGGGGACUUGCUUAGUGAAAGUAGAUUAAAAGAAGUUUUAAAGUGUUAAUAGUGGUUUGCAUUCUAUUGUUUUAGCCUAAUUGGAUGACUUUUUAAAGUUGUAAGGAUUCUAUCAGCAAUUGUUUUAGAGAAAGUAUCUCUUCACUAAAUGCAGCCUCGUGUGUAGUUUUAUGGUAUGUAAUUAUUUAACAGACCUUUAACAGUUUUAUGACAUCAGUUUUGAUUCCUUAUGUUUUUAAUGUUUAUGAUUGCCUUUUAACAAUGCCAGAAUUGCAACUUUAGAAUCAGUACUCAAAAGAGCAAAGCUGACCAAUGUUGUGUUUUAUCACUUUUAAAUAACAGUGUAUAUAUUUUAGCAAAAAGUGAUAAAACAAUUGAGAAACAUAACUACAACAGGAGAAGGUUGGAAACGCAUGGCAGACCAGAACUGAUGUGUAAAUAUUUUGAGUGGACCUUUCAAUUUCUGAUCUGUUAUGUAUUUCAAAUAUUUUCUGAUUUUGGAAAACAAGUCUUAUUGCUUUAAAAUUCAACAGCUGAUCAGACCAGCAACAUGUUAAUUGGUCACAUUUAAGGUAUAGGAUGUAGAUCGGUUAAGUGAAACAACAUGUAAUUGCAAAUAUAUCAGAAAAUACACAAGUUUGUACUUCCAGCACAUGUGGGGAUCCUCACUGAUAAAAAAAAAUUGUCUAUUACAUCAACAGAAUAUAUUGUCUGGCACCAUACAAAAGGAUUCUGUUAAUACCGAAGAGGUAAAAUUAUGUUUCACACUUACGUUGACAUCAAUCUGUUUUAAUUGUACAUCCGUGAUGACAAGUUUGUACUUUUUUCUUUUGUCUGUAAUGUCUGUAAUCACUAAUAAACUGCUAACCAUUUAU